Messenger RNA from Acanthoscelides obtectus, 507 nucleotides. Lineage: Eukaryota; Metazoa; Arthropoda; Insecta; Coleoptera; Chrysomelidae. The record is from the annotation of a GenBank genome assembly.
CAUGUUUUUUGGAAUAUCUCCAAAGAUAUUUAGUAGGACACACAGCAGUGUCAGACAGGUUAUCGACCGCAUCCUCAACUUUGACGUGAAGAAGAAGAACUCUGCAUUGAAGAGAAACAGCUCCGACUGUUCGGUGUGCUCUGAGUCGUCAUCGUGGAGUUCCAAUUCAAAGAACGGUGUUAAAAAGCUUGCUAAGUUCAUCAAAUGAAGACCUAGUGUGUGCUCUAUGGUGUCUCGCCCUUUUGAUGUGGAAUAUGGAUGUUCCCAAAGAAUCCACCUGCACUGACGAGGUUGUAGAAAGAAAAACCUGCUUCCCCAGCAUCUGUAAAAGAUGUCUCUUCAGCAUCAAUAAAACCCGUCAUGUUUUUGAAAUGUUUGACGUAGUUCCAGCAGAUGACAAGCGACAUGAACGGCUUCAACAUCCACUAUAGAAUGCUUUUUCUAGUCAUAUUAUUUAUUUAUGUAUUUAUUUUAAUUUAAUUUCCAAUAAAACAAUAAUAAAUAUGG